Populus nigra (black poplar) is the source of this 2500-nucleotide messenger RNA. Its product is annotated as plant intracellular Ras-group-related LRR protein 4-like. The record is from RefSeq and is a predicted model, not a curated record. The coding region runs from base 197 to 1909 and encodes 570 amino acids. Gene Ontology annotation, molecular function: protein binding. The transcript has 3 exons. Lineage: Eukaryota; Viridiplantae; Streptophyta; Magnoliopsida; Malpighiales; Salicaceae.
UAAAACCAGAAUCCGCCAAACCCCAAAACCAGCAGAGUACACAGAGCAUGGACAUAGCUGGAUUUCAAACAAGACGACGCAUAAAACUCCACCCUUUCCAAAUUACCUAAACUACCCUUCUCCCUCCCUCCCUCCCCUCUUUUCUUCUCCAAAAAUCCACAAUUCUUUUCCCUCUAAUUUCUUGUUUUCGGCAUCAAUGGAAAUGACAAAUGUGAAAUCUGUUGAUCAGGCGGUGGAGGGAAUUAUGAGAAUUCAUAGAUCUUUACCGACAAGACCAGGGAUCGAAGAAGUAGAAGCUUCAAAGACAUUGAUUCGGAAUGUCGACAAAGAAGAACAAGCGAAACUGGAAGCGAUUUCGAAGCAGACAAGGAGCCCUGAUUUUCCUCAAGAGUUGUUCAUGAUCUUGCAAGAAAUGCAAAAGCAGUUGACGUUUUUUCAAAGCAGAGACCAAAAGAGGGAGGCAUUAAAAUUGCUUGAUCUUGAAAAUGUUCAUAACCUGUUCGAUGAAUUUAUUCAAAGAGCUUCCAAAUGUCUUUCUUCGCCUUCUUCUUCUUCUUCUCCCCCUUCUGUUUCUGGGUUUGACUUUUCUUCGAAUUAUACGAAUGGGGGCAGCAGUUCUUUUAAAGGGAGCGCUGCUGCGGGUUCCUUUUCCAUUGAUGGAUCAUCCAUGGCUACAUCGUCUGGAUUGUAUUAUGCAGAGAAAGAGCCGACGAGGAGUGCUGAAUUGUUUACUAGGGAUGAUAGUUAUGUGAAGAAAACGAAAUCUUCGUUUUACUCCGAUGGUAUUGGUGUCUCUUCUACGCCGCAUAUUGCGGACUCUACUUUAAAAGCUAGUUCAAUCAGUUCAAGUCAAGAUGGUGAGAAGUUGAGUCUAAUUAAGCUUGCGAGUUUAAUUGAAGUUUCUGCUAAAAAAGGAACACGGGAGCUUAAUCUCCAAAACAAGUUGAUGGAUCAAGUAGAUUGGCUACCGGAUUCGAUAGGCAAGCUGUCGAGUUUGGUUACGCUAGACUUGUCUGAUAAUAGGAUUGUGGCGUUGCCAGACACUAUUGGAGGUUUGUCAUCAUUGACGAAGUUGGAUUUGCAUGCCAAUAGAAUUGGUGAACUCCCAGGAUCUAUUGGAGAUCUUCUUAGUUUGGUUGUGCUGGAUGUGAGAGGUAACCAGUUAUCGUCCCUGCCUGCUACUUUUGGCAGAUUGGUACGACUUCAGGAGCUUGAUCUGAGCUCAAAUCGGCUCUCUUCGCUCCCUGAUACGAUAGGUUCACUUGUUAGUCUGAAAAAUUUAAAUGUGGAGACCAAUGAUAUUGAAGAAAUCCCAUAUACUAUUGGCAAAUGUUUGUCACUAAAGGAGCUUCGUGCAGACUAUAACAGACUCAAGGCACUGCCAGAAGCUGUUGGAAAGAUAGAGACUUUGGAGGUUCUAUCUGUUCGGUACAAUAACAUCAAACAGUUGCCUACAACAAUGUCAUCUCUAUUAAGCUUAAAGGAGCUUGAUGUAAGUUUCAAUGAGCUUGAGUCAGUGCCUGAGAGCUUGUGUUUUGCUAUCUCACUCGUCAAGAUGAAUAUAGGAAACAAUUUUGCUGAUAUGCAAUCCCUACCAAGGUCUAUCGGGAACCUUGAGAAUCUUGAAGAGCUGGAUAUUAGCAAUAACCAGAUACGUGUCCUUCCAGGCUCUUUUAGGAUGCUAACACGACUUCGUAUCUUACGUGUAGAAGAAAAUCCUUUGGAAGUACCACCAAGACAUAUAGCUGAAAAAGGUGCCCAGGCUGUUGUGCAAUACAUGGCCGAACUUGUUGAAAAGAGGGACAUCAAAGCCCAACCUGUAAAGCAGAAAAAGAGUUGGGCUCAAAUUUGCUUCUUUUCAAAGUCAAACAAAAGGAAGCGCAAUGGCAUAGACUAUGUGAAAACCUGAAUCACCUAACAUGAAACACAACAUGACCUUUAUGUUGGGUAAGUUUGAGAAUCAUCUUCAGUAUCAUGUCGAGAGGAGGGGGGCUGUUUGGCUGUGAUAAGAUUGAGUAGUUACUUCUAAGGCGGGUUUUGAUAAUUUCACACUGCAAAUUGUGCUUUUCUUAUUUCAUCUUGCAUUGAUAUUGCUGCUGAGUUUAAUUAAGUGGCAUGUUUACACCAUGACUGAUUGAAGCUCUUCUUCUCCGUCUUUGCUGAGGUUAUAGCGGUUUGCAAAGCAGAAAUGCCAGCGCGACAAAUCCACACAUCAAACAGGGGACUCAGUUCAUAAAACAUGAUUUUCACUCUUGAUCCUCAAAUUGCAGAUUUUCAUUAUUGUUUUGUUUCUAUUCUUGUCCUUUUCAUUUUAUUCCAUUUGUAUCUGAUGCCCUUGAACUGUAAGAGGUGUAUAAUUCAGCUGGCGGAUAGGAGGGCGAGGAAAAUACCAUGUUUUGUAUUCUUAAUUGUAUGAAGUUUGAUCUUUACCUCUACCACAUGUAAUAGAAUCUUUUUCUAUGUUUUAGAUUCAGUAGAAUUUAAAAUUUCUUUUGUCUAA